AUGGGUAUUCUAUUCAGCCGCCACAAAUCUCGUGUUACGGAACACGAUAAGGCGGUUUUACAGCUGAAGCAGCAGCGUGAUGAAUUGAAGCGCUAUGCUCGUAGGAUAAAUGGUUCUAUCGAAAAGGACACUGCCACUAUCAAGGAGCUCGUUUCUCGCAAACAAAAACAACGAGCGCUGCUACUGCUUAAAAAGAAGAAAUACCAGGAAAAGUUGCUUGAACAGUCAGAACAGCAUUUGACUACUGUUGAAGGUCUCAUAAAUGACCUGGAGUUUGCGCAGGUUCAGGUCCAGGUUGUGGAGAGUUUGAGGAAAGGUAACGAGGCGCUGAAGAAACUGAACGACCUCAUGAAAUUGGAAGAUGUGGAAAAAAUUCUUAGCGAUGCUCAGGAGGCUCAGGACUACCAAUCUGAGCUAAGCGCUCUAAUAGUAGGCAAUUUGACGUCUCGCGAUGACGUUGAAGUUGAGGCAGAAUUGGAGCGUCUGCUGGCUAGCGACGUCGCUGGUGAUCUUCCGGCUGUACCAGACCAUGAGGUUCCUCGUCCAUCGGCAUCCUCCGCUGAUGCUACCAGGGUCAAGAAGCCCCAGAGUUCAGCCGAUCAUCACAAGCACCGUGAGGCAACCUUAGUAACCGGUUAA
Messenger RNA from Echinococcus granulosus, 639 nucleotides. RefSeq names its product Charged multivesicular body protein 6. Lineage: Eukaryota; Metazoa; Platyhelminthes; Cestoda; Cyclophyllidea; Taeniidae. The record is from RefSeq and is a predicted model, not a curated record. Bases 1 to 639 code for a protein of 212 amino acids. Gene Ontology annotation, biological process: late endosome to vacuole transport via multivesicular body sorting pathway; vesicle budding from membrane. Gene Ontology annotation, cellular component: ESCRT III complex; multivesicular body. The transcript is spliced from 4 exons.